Strongyloides ratti is the source of this 657-nucleotide messenger RNA. RefSeq lists its product as hypothetical. The record is from RefSeq and is a predicted model, not a curated record. Lineage: Eukaryota; Metazoa; Nematoda; Chromadorea; Rhabditida; Strongyloididae. The coding region runs from base 1 to 657 and encodes 218 amino acids. The transcript has a single exon.
AUGUUUAUAAAAAAUUGUUAUUUAAAAGUAACUAUAAAAAAAUUAAACUAUACUAAUUCUCUUGUCUCAUCUAAUUGUUUUAAUCAAAAAAAUGAAAUAAAAAAUACUAUUCCUUUUUCUGAUUGUAAAACAAUUAUAACAAUAGCUGUUGACUCAUCAAGUGACUCUUUAUUAUCAAUAUUAUUUUCUGACUAUGAGUUAAAUUUAAUUAAAAAUAAUAUUACUGCUAAUUGGGUUGAUUUUUCUAAUGUUAAUCUUGUAUGGUAUUCAGGAACACCAACUGUUCGAAUGACCACUGGAACAAUGGAAACAAAAUCAAAUUUUGAUUAUAUUUUAACUUUAAUAAAACAAACUAGUGGAUCAAAUCUUAAUAAAUUAACUGAAAAGUUAUUAAAUAUACCUCAGGUGUCCGAUGACAAUGUAUCAACAUUUAUUUUUAUUGCUCAAUAUUAUAAUAAUGAUUAUGAAUCAACUUAUCAAAAUAUACAAAUGUUAAAACAAAAAGGUUCAGUUAAUUUUAUAAUUUUAGGAAAUGUUGUCAAAACAGAAGAUUUAGAAUCACUGAAUCCAUCUAAUAUAUUUUAUUGGAAUUUUGAUACUAAAUGUAUUCCAUUAAUUUUACAGUUUUUUCAAAACUCUUUAAGUUGUAACAAUUGA